GUUUAAUAAUUUACCUAAUGAUAUUGGAAAAGUUUACGUGUCAACAGAAUCUGGGGGAAAAGAAAUAUCUUUUCAAUUAUUAUAUGAUAGUAACUUUAAUGUUAAUACUGCAUUAGAAGCUAUAAAUACUAAACAAUUAACAACAGAAAGAAAAUACUAUCUCUAUACAAAAAUUAGACAACAUGUAGAUGACCCAUACAAAGAUUUGUAUUGCGCAAAUCCAGAAUAA
Messenger RNA from Racocetra persica, 229 nucleotides. The record is from the annotation of a GenBank genome assembly. Lineage: Eukaryota; Fungi; Glomeromycota; Glomeromycetes; Diversisporales; Gigasporaceae.